AGUUAACAGUUACAUGGUUACAAGUUAGAGGAAGUUCAAAUCAGGAAAUGAGAGAGAGAGAGAGGAAGUAAGGCUGAUCUUGCUGUAGGCGUUAUUGAUUUCGAUACUAAACGCGAACAGUACACGUUUAUACAGUUUAUAAUUUACACGGAAAUCAGACACAGCGUUUGUUCGGACUUUCUCCAAAGUCCCCUCCCACUGCCAAACUCAUAGCUCGAAGGGGGAAAGUUGCACAUAAUUCGAAACUGCUGAAGGCACAGCGGCGGAAGUGAGCUCGGAGAAAAGGCGACAGGAACAGAAGCCAGUCGUUUGAGCUGCAGCUCGGUGUUGAAGAGCCGGAGUCCAGCAUGAGUGAGGAGAGACCCGAGGUGGAGCUCUUCGUGAAGGCCGGAAGCGAUGGUCAGAGCAUUGGGAACUGCCCGUUCUCUCAGCGGCUCUUCAUGGUCCUGUGGCUGAAAGGCGUAACCUUUAAUGUGACCACCGUGGACAUGAAGAGGAAGCCAGACAUUCUUAAAGAUCUGGCUCCUGGGGCUCAGCCUCCUUUCCUGCUGUACGGUACAGAGGUGAAGACGGACACCAACAAGAUAGAAGAGUUCCUGGAGGAAACCCUCUGCCCUCCUAAAUAUCCACGGCUGGCAGCUCGCAAUCCUGAAUCUAACACCGCAGGUCUGGAUGUGUUCUCAAAGUUCUCCGCCUACAUUAAGAAUUCAAACCCGCAGAUGAACGAUAAUCUGGAGAAGGGUUUGCUGAAGGCCCUGAAGAAGCUGGAUGACUACCUGAGCUCUCCUCUGCCGGACGAGAUUGACGAGAACAGCGCUGACGAUGUUACUUCCUUCCGCCCCUUCCUGGACGGUCAGGAGCUCACUCUGGCCGACUGCAACCUGCUGCCCAAGCUCCACAUCGUCAAAGUGGUGUGUCAGAAGUUUCGAGGUUUCUCCAUCCCUCGCUCGCUGACGUCUCUGUGGCGAUACCUGGAUGCGGCGUAUGCCCGAGAGGAGUUCUCCUCCACCUGUCCCAGCGAUGAGGAGAUACACGUCGCCUACUCCUCCGUCGUGAAGGCGCUCAAAUAGAAAGAAGAAGGAAACACACACACAGUCACACACUCAUGUGCGCUAUUACCAAUUCUCUUUCCAGAUUGUCCAAGUGUUUCAAUUGGUUCCUGUAUGUUCCUGAGGUUGUUUGCACUGACUGAGGUCUCACUUUUCAACUAAACGUGGUCUUAUGCUGCCUUCACAUGCUCUCGCAAUUAACGCAAAUAUGAGUUUUCUAGAAAAAAGUGCGCUUGAACACCAUUUGAUGAACUUACCAGUGGGAAUUAAUACCCAAAUUCCCGAUUUAAACAUGGCGCUUAAUCAAACUUUAAACAUGGUGCUUGGAGAAGGAUUUCUGCUGUGUUUGCUUUAUUAGUAGUUUUUCCCGCAACAGCUUCAUUGCCUUGUGUUGUCAUUAAAGUAGUAGGCUAUUUUAAUAUGAAGAAUCUUUUGUAGCAUGUUGUAUGUUUUAUACACAGCGAAAAUAGCAUGUAUUCCAGAAUAGAAUAGAAUAUCUAGACUAGACAGGUAAAACUAUACAGUGGUAAAACUAACUUGUCUACAUUAUGCCUUUGUUGUGAAUGUGAUUAUAAACAAUGGCAUCCUCAAUUCUUUCCGACAACAAAGCACCUGAACACAAUAAUCACGACUUAAGAAGAGGGAAUUAUCGAAUUUCCAAUAGCAUGUGAAGGCAGCAUUAUGGUUCAUAUUUCCUUAAAGCAGCUGAACUGCAAGGUCAUUUCUGUUUAUGUACUCAUAUGUUACAAAAUAUCAUCAAAUAUUUUACAGGCAGCAACAGUGGUUGUUUUUCAGUAUUUUUCACCGGUUUAUGGACGAGUGCAUUGCUAGCAGUUAUAAACAGGAUGUCGUUGCCUCAUUCCUUCCAUUACUGUCCCUCCCUCUCGCUGUCAUAGAGUCUGUAAUGACAGCUUUUCGCUCACGGCUGCUUUGGUCGCGUACAUUUCAUAAACUGGUUUUCAAGCUGCUCUUUACAUUCCAUUGACUGAUAUGUUACAAAAUUAUGGAGAUGUCAUAAAAGUACUCCAUAUAAAGUUUCAUACAUUGUGUGAGAAGUAAAAACUAAAAUAACGAUCAGUUACUGGCCCCAGUCGACAGUCUCAUCUUGUAGCUAUAUGAUAUGAUGCAUGUGCAAAUUGGAGUCACUAGAAUAUUCUUCCAUCUCUAAUUAUGACUGUCGACGUCUACAUUGAAAACACUCUUAUUUAUUGUCUGGGGAGAGUUAUGAAAUGCAUGCACAUUUGUUGCCUUCUGAAAAAGAGGAAACCAGUGACAGUAACAACUGCUGUCUUUCUUAAGUUGAUUCAGCCUGUUUCUAAGAUGACCUUACCAAGAUAUUUUUAUAUAUAGUAUCAUGCUUUAUCCCCAGCCCUCUCCCCGUGCACUUCUGUUUUCACUUCCUCUUAACCACUCAAUGGUCAUUUCCAAAUAUUACUCUGCACUCAAAUGGACAACACAACAUCAGUGCAAAUAUUGAUUAGUGAGGAUUUUAUUGAUUAGAGGGAUGUUACAACAAAGUCAUUUUCUUCCUGCAUUUCUAAAAUUGUUAUUCAGCAAACAGUUUAUAAUAAAUUUAAAAUAAAAAAAAAAGGAAGUGCUGAGUAUUUUUUCUUGAUCCUUCAUGUUUAGACAUUUCAGGUUUAAUAUUGUUUAAUUAAAUUAAUUCAAAGAGUAAAAAAGAUUUAUUUUAAAAAAAACUUGAAAAUGAGUAAAAAAGGACAGAAAAUAUUGUGUUGUGCUCGACAGGAAUGGAACAGCCUCUGGAACACAGCCUGUUCAUGUGAAGAAUAUGCAAUUAUGUUUCUAUAAUUAAUAAAAAUGACAAAAACA
Messenger RNA from Onychostoma macrolepis, 2879 nucleotides. RefSeq names its product chloride intracellular channel 1 (gene clic1). The record is from RefSeq and is a predicted model, not a curated record. Lineage: Eukaryota; Metazoa; Chordata; Actinopteri; Cypriniformes; Cyprinidae.